AUGCACUUCAACCGCGUCGCCCUCUCCCUCGCCGCCGCCGCCUUCGUGCAGGCCGACCUCCAGCUCGACAACGACGACAUCCCGACGCAGUGCAACGCCGUGUGCCGCCCCAUCUUCAGCCUCGGCCAGGCCUGCGAGGUCAACGACGACCUGAUCAACAACGACCUCACCGAGGACCGCCUUGAGGCCCAGUGCGUCUGCACCAACAACAGCAUCAACGUCGCCCAGUACGCCGCCCUGUGCGCCAGCUGCAUGGACCAGAACGUCCAGGACCGCGACGACCUCGAUGACAUCAACGACAUCCUGAGGACCUGCGGCUUCGCCAGCACCUCGUACGUCGCCACCGCCUCCUACGCCUCCACCACGCCCUCCGUCUCCGCCGUCCGCCCCACCAACUCGGCCCAGCUGACCACCACCAUCACCCCGGGAUCCGGCGCCGGCUCCGGUGCCUCCCCGACGCAGUCCUCCGGCUCCGGCUCCGGCUCCGGUAACAACAACAACAAUGGCGGCGGCAGCAGCGCCACCCCUACCAACGGCAACAACAACCAGGCCACCCAGACCCCCAACGCCGCCGGCGUCGUCUCCCCCCAGGGUCUCGGCCUGCUCGGUGCCGCCGCCGUCGGCGCCCUCUUCUUGUAG
This is a messenger RNA of Colletotrichum higginsianum IMI 349063, 639 nucleotides long. RefSeq names its product Cap22 protein. Bases 1 to 639 code for a protein of 212 amino acids. Lineage: Eukaryota; Fungi; Ascomycota; Sordariomycetes; Glomerellales; Glomerellaceae. The record is from RefSeq and is a predicted model, not a curated record. The transcript is spliced from 2 exons.